Messenger RNA from Aspergillus aculeatinus CBS 121060, 1309 nucleotides. Its product is annotated as thioesterase family protein. The record is from RefSeq and is a predicted model, not a curated record. The transcript is spliced from 4 exons. Lineage: Eukaryota; Fungi; Ascomycota; Eurotiomycetes; Eurotiales; Aspergillaceae. Bases 485 to 1309 code for a protein of 274 amino acids.
CUCCCGAUUUGCAUUCCAUGGAUCGUGGUUGGGCGCACGGCGGAAUUCCGGGAGCAUUCAAGAAGGUGUCAAUGCCUCAGUGGUCUGGGACUGGUUCUUUCACUUCAGUCUAAGUGUCGUCAUUCCAAAUUCCAUCCAUGCUAGUCGCCCAUGGCUGGUCCUCCGUCUUUCACGAAGCCGGCGAAACCCCUCCUACAGGUUGUAGGCUUUUGACAGGGUGGUACAAAUCCAUGCAGAGUCGAAGACACAAUGAGCUGCCCCCUCUUCUCCAAUACCCCGGACUGGUCGGGGUUCCUAUAUGAACCACGUUGAAUCCAUAGUUCGGCUCCAGACAGCCCAGGCGAUCGGUUGCUCUUUCCUGAAUACACGAACGAGUCCGCACGCCCUCCUGUCUCUGCAGCCGCCAAAUCUGCCCCAGUAGCAACAACUUCGUACUUAAUACCAUUGACACCGGCGAUCAAACCAGCUCUCGUUGAUUACCAACAUGCCACCGCAAUCCAAACCUAGUUUGCUGGAGGUAGUGUCAUCCGUAGCGCCUGUGACAGGGACGCGAGGUCAGUUUACCGUCACAAUCACCCGAGAUUGGUGCACUCAACAUUCUGUUUUGGGAGGAUUCUCCGCGGCGGUCAUGUUGUCCGCUGGUCGGAAAUUUCUCGAACAGGAGCUGGGCGAUGGUCUUUAUCCCGACCCCGUGCAUGCCUUUGUGCAGUUUCUCCGGGAAGUCCACCCGGGCGAGUGCACCAUUACCUGUGCCAUCUCACGGACCUCAUCUCGACGAUGCGUCGUCACGGUUGAGUUGAAACCAGCAGCAGCAGCAGCAGCAAUUAGACCACCAUUACCCAACCGACAAACAGAAUGCACCACCAUCGACAACCCCGUUGUCGACGCCACUCCGGUAACCCGCAAGAUGCAUUGGGUUGCACCCCGCUCCGCCAACGGACUCUGGGGCCAUCGUCUCGGGGGACACAAUCGCGAAGUAUGGCUCUCCUUCCGCGAUGGGACCAAAUUCUCCGACAUUCUACAUCUAGCAUACCUCUCGGACCUGCCCCUCCAUCCCGCAGCAACCCAUACCCCCGACUUCUACGCCAAGCACGCCAUCUCCACCCUGUGUCUGUCGAUCGAGUUCAAGAGACGGCCCGAUCCGGCCACGGAAUGGGUUCUGACCCGCUCCACCUCGUAUCAGAUCGCGCGCGGUCGCUACGAUGUGAGCCUGCAGAUCUAUGAUGAGUCCGGUGCGCUCCUUGCGUUGAGUCAACAUGUGGUUUUCGUCACGGAUCUGAAGCCCGUGUGGGUGGGGGGAAGGUUGUGA